Messenger RNA from Gloeophyllum trabeum ATCC 11539, 645 nucleotides. RefSeq lists its product as uncharacterized. NCBI's taxonomy places the organism in Eukaryota, Fungi, Basidiomycota, Agaricomycetes, Gloeophyllales, Gloeophyllaceae. The record is from RefSeq and is a predicted model, not a curated record. The transcript has 5 exons. The coding region runs from base 1 to 645 and encodes 214 amino acids.
AUGCCCGUCCCACCCCCACAAGGCAUCUCCACCCCGAUGGCACUGUUCAUCUCGGCGAAUCUCCGUGCCCGUGGACUGGGGUUCGCCCGGGACCGUGGGCAUGGUCGGAUUCUGGUUCUGGUUCUUCGCUUGGCGUCCAUUCCUCGGGCUUCGCGCAUGCAAGGUUGGGGGAAUAAUGGUCUCGCUGGAGGUUCCCUACCACUCACCAGCACUGUCAUCUCCGUCUGGCAGCAAUCUCAGUCAGCGGAGGGCUCAAAUGACCCUGCAAACGGCGUCCAACCUCCCAGCAUUGCAAUCGCGGUCGUUCAAGAUGCGAGAUACGAACGUAAAGGCCACAGAUCAGGAGCCCGUCUUUGCGUAGCGUGGUAUGCCGCGAAGGGACGUCUGCUGAUGUGUGGUCGUAUACGCCCAGCCGCCAUGCAUGGACGAGGCGAGUCUCGCUCUGCACAGGUCGAAGGCGAUCGCGACCCUAGACAUACCACGCCCACGGCGGACGUCUCCCGUCAGCCCAGGCGAGAGUCGCAUCUGUUUAAGGUGCAGAAGCCAAAGGCAGCGUCUUCGCGGCACACCCAGCAGCCGCUGGCAUGCGAGGAAGACUCGGAAGCGUGUCUUACUCUACCGUCUAUAGAGAUCCACCGCGACUAG